Uranotaenia lowii is the source of this 925-nucleotide messenger RNA. RefSeq lists its product as uncharacterized. The coding region runs from base 85 to 567 and encodes 160 amino acids. The transcript is spliced from 3 exons. NCBI's taxonomy places the organism in Eukaryota, Metazoa, Arthropoda, Insecta, Diptera, Culicidae. The record is from RefSeq and is a predicted model, not a curated record.
CACAAAGAAGAUGUCACGCGUAAAAAUUCACAUAUAGCAUAAGUGUAUUCUUCCUCCAUCGUACAUCAAUUUGUUCAAUUUAUCAUGUUCGGAUCAAAAUGCUACGGUUUUAUACUAAUGUAUUGCAGUACUGUUUGUUCUUUAGCGUGGGGAAUGAUGCAGAAUUUGACUCACACCAUCGAAUGUCAGUCAGAUAUGCUUAAUCAAUGUCCACCAAAUUCUUUGUGCGACGAUGGGUCAUGUGUUUGUAUGAAACAAUUUACGCACAAUCCGAACUAUAUCAGGCAAAAAACUGGGGAAUAUUGUUUGUUAAUAGAAGAAACCACGACGCCAUCGUCCGCUCUAAACAAAACCCUGUCUGUUGGUCAUAUUUUUAAAGAGCAUCCCGAACCGCAUCAUAUAAUAGGAGGCAUAUUCAUACCUAUCAGUGCAGCACUUAUCCUUUUGCUAGCAAUAGUCAUGGUUAAAAAAAUGCACAUUAUCCAAAGGAUUCGGCAGAGACUUCAUUCAAAUCGGGCCAGAAGACCGGCAUAUGAAGAUGUUGUUUUAGUAGGCUAUGAACAAUAAUUCCAAAGAUACAAGGAUUACUUAUAAGUAGACCUAUGUAAAUGAAAAAUCACGGAUUUCAUCUAACUUGUAUUCCUAUAAUUUUAUGCGAUUGUCAACUGUAAUUCUAAGUUAACAGAGAAAUGUAUAUAAUUUUUUUUGUAAAUUUAUUCACUGUAUAUUUAAACUAUUGAUGAUCAUCACUGUACAUAUCGUGCAUAUCUAAAUGUAGACUAAAAUUAUAAAUUCAAUUGAAUUUUUAAUUUGAUUAAAAUUCAAUAACGUAAGCAUUAAUGUGAUUUAUUAUGAUACUGAUUGUAUGUGUAACUUUAGUGAUGAGCAAUGUCAGAAUGAACUAAAUAAAUUUUAACAAACAUGA